CCUCUGGGGACCGGCGGAGAGGGGUCGGAGGCACCCCGGAAACGGAUUUCGCUUCAGUGCCACCGCGAUCUGGGAGCGAGGGGCGAGCAGAGAGAUCUGGCGGCCCGGAGCGGCUGCUGAGUAAUUGCCGCCGCCGCGCGAGGGCUAGGCUUCCACGUCCUAUCGACGAACUGCAGGCACGGGAGUUGCUGCAAUAGCAGCGCCAGCUCCUCCUCCCGGCUCUCCCCCAGCAGCUGCCACCCCUUAGGCUCUUCCCGCGGCCAGUGCCACUUGUCCCUGGGGCGUAUCAGAGCCCUCCUCCCCUUUCCCCGCUCGCUUCCUCCUCCUCCUCUUUCUCCAUGGCUGGGUCCGAGCGGCAGCAGCCGCCUCGGCGGGGUGAGGAAGAGGGCGGGCAGGACUCGGCGGCCGCGGCGCCCCUGCACGAUGCCGAGCUGGCCCUGGCCGGCAUCAACAUGCUGCUCAACAACGGCUUCCGAGAGUCGGACCAGCUCUUCAAACAAUACAGAAAUCACAGCCCAUUAAUGAGUUUUGGAGCCAGCUUUGUCAGUUUUUUGAAUGCCAUGAUGACAUUUGAAGAAGAAAAAAUGCAGUUGGCAUGUGAUGACUUAAAAACGACAGAAAAACUAUGUGAAAGUGAAGAAGCUGGGGUUAUUGAAACAAUCAAGAAUAAGAUCAAGAAGAACGUUGAUGCUCGAAAAUCUGCACCAUCUAUGGUUGAUCGACUUCAGAGACAAAUAAUUAUAGCUGACUGUCAGGUUUACUUGGCUGUACUUUCUUUUGUGAAACAAGAGUUGUCAGCAUACAUAAAAGGUGGAUGGAUCCUUAGAAAAGCCUGGAAAAUCUACAACAAGUGCUACAUAGACAUCAAUGCCCUACAGGAACUGUAUCAGAAAAAACUAACUGAAGAACCCUCAGAUGCUGCAAAUGAUAAUCACGUUGCUGUGGAGGGAGUGUCAGAGGAAUCUCUAAAUAGACUGAAAGGGGCUGUUAGCUUUGGAUAUGGACUAUUUCAUCUUUGUAUAUCCAUGGUGCCACCAAACCUUCUCAAAAUCAUCAACCUGCUGGGUUUUCCUGGAGACCGAAUGCAGGGCCUUUCUUCAUUGAUGUAUGCAAGUGAAAGUAAGGACAUGAAGGCUCCUUUAGCUACAUUAGCUCUACUAUGGUAUCACACUGUAGUUCGUCCUUUCUUUGCCUUGGAUGGCAGCGAUAACAAGGCAGGCUUGGAUGAAGCUAAGGAGAUUCUUCUGAAGAAAGAAGCAGCUUAUCCAAAUUCUUCCCUGUUUAUGUUCUUCAAGGGACGAAUACAGAGAUUAGAGUGUCAGAUCAACAGUGCCUUGACUUCUUUCCAUAUGGCUCUGGAACUUGCGGUAGAUCAGCGAGAAAUUCAACAUGUCUGUCUCUAUGAAAUUGGUUGGUGCAGUAUGAUAGAACUGAACUUUAAAGAUGCUUUCAAUUCCUUUGAAAGACUCAAAAAUGAGUCAAGGUGGUCUCAGUGCUAUUAUGCGUAUUUAACUGCAGUUUGCCAGGGAGCCACUGGUGAUAUGGAUGGGGCACAGGUCGUAUUCAAAGAAGUACAGAGGCUUUUCAAAAGGAAAAACAACCAAAUUGAGCAAUUCUCAGUCAAAAAGGCAGAGAGAUUUCGUAAGCAAAUACCUACCAAAGAGCUCUGUGUGCUAGCAUCCAUUGAAGUGCUGUAUUUGUGGAAAGCCCUUCCAAACUGUUCCUUUCCCAACCUACAGAGAAUGAGCCAAGCUUGCCAUGAAGUCGAUGAUUCGUCUGCUGUUGGAUUAAAAAAUUUGCUUCUUGGUGCCAUACAUAAAUGCUUGGGAAAUUCCGAAGAUGCUAUUCAGUUCUUUCAGAGAGCUGUCAAAGAUGAGUUGUGCCGUCAGAAUAAUUUAUAUGUUCAACCAUAUGCAUGUUAUGAACUUGGCUGUCUCCUAUUGGGUAACCCAGAGACCAUGGCGAGAGGUAGAACUCUGCUUUUACAAGCAAAGGAGGAAUUCACUGGCUACGAUUUUGAAAACAGAUUACAUGUCCGCAUCCACGCAGCCUUAGCCUCUUUGAGGGAAGUGGUACCUCAGUGACAGACCAGAAGUCUUGAUUUAUCCCACGCCACACAGUUUUCUGCACUUUAAAACCCAUGCAGAGGAUAGAGCUGUUGGGAAGAUCAGCUUCAGCUUUUCUUCUGAAAACCACCUGUGCCAGAGAUACAUUUUUUGGAGUUGGGCUGACACAUUAAAAAUCUUCUCUUCUUAAACAAAUAAUUAAAAAAAAAAGUCAGCUGGUGAGAGGGUUAAGUGACCUUGUUCAAACGAUUUAGGUUUUUUCAUUUUAAUUUUUGUUUGUCAAGCUAAAUAUAGUUGACCUGUAAUUAUUCAGGAAAAAAUUAUUAUAAGCACACAUUUGACUUGAUCAUAUUAACAAUUGUAUUAUAAAAAGUAAAAUGAAUAAUCAUAUCACCACCAUUUGUAUUGUGCUUUCAAACAAUAAAAACACUUUCCAAUCUUUUUACUUUAUCCUUACAAUGUUCCUGUGACAUAUGAAAACAAUAUUAUCCCAGUAUUACAGAUGACAAGUCACAAGCCCGGGGAGAUUUUUGACUUGAUCCAGGUUGUACAGUGAGUUAAUGAUGGAGCAGGGUCUCCUGGUACAAUUAUCAUACCAACCCAAUACUCUUUUAUUGGGGAAAAAAAGUAUAUAUAACUUAGACCUCUGUGGCUUUUUUUUUAAGGCAAUUGGGGUUAAG
Messenger RNA from Vombatus ursinus (common wombat), 2746 nucleotides. RefSeq names its product tetratricopeptide repeat protein 39C. Lineage: Eukaryota; Metazoa; Chordata; Mammalia; Diprotodontia; Vombatidae. Gene Ontology annotation, molecular function: protein binding. The record is from RefSeq and is a predicted model, not a curated record. The transcript is spliced from 14 exons. The coding region runs from base 339 to 2084 and encodes 581 amino acids. Gene Ontology annotation, biological process: cilium assembly; otolith morphogenesis.